This is a messenger RNA of Erythranthe guttata (spotted monkey flower), 639 nucleotides long. Its product is annotated as anti-muellerian hormone type-2 receptor. NCBI's taxonomy places the organism in Eukaryota, Viridiplantae, Streptophyta, Magnoliopsida, Lamiales, Phrymaceae. The record is from RefSeq and is a predicted model, not a curated record.
CCUUAAAUCACUCCACAUUUAAAAAAAAAAAGAAAAAAACUCAAAAAUGUUAAUACUCUUAUCCCCAUCUCCCACAUCGCUGCUGCCACCCAUAAACACCCACAAUGCCACCGCCACCAGAACCAAAUUCCGGCGGCAGCCGUUGCUCAAAGUACGCGCCGAAAGCAGCGAAGGAGGCGGCACCACCGCCGAGACGGCUGCCGUCGUCGGGGGAUUAGUAUCCAACCCGGUGAUCGGGUGGUCCCUUUACACUCUCAAGACAACGGGCUGCGGGCUCCCGCCGGGCCCGGGUGGAUCCAUCGGCGCACUCGAAGGAGUGAGCUAUCUCGCCGUGGCGGGCAUUGUGGGUUGGUCGCUAUACACCAAGACCAAAACGGGUUCGGGCCUGCCAAACGGGCCGUUCGGUUUAUUAGGAGCCGUUGAGGGGCUGUCGUACCUAUCGUUGCUCGCGAUUAUCGUCGUGUUCGGGCUGCAGUUUUUUGUGCAGGGAUCCAUACCCGGCCCGCUUCCAAGUGAACAAUGCUUUGGUUAGAGAUUUUGAUUUCACCCAUCUCCAUUUUUCUUUUUCUUUUUUUAUUAUAGAAACAAUCUUUGUAUCUAUUUCUCGUUGUAAUAUAACGUCUGAUUUUUGCGCGCAAA